GAGGGGUGGGGAAAGCAUUGUAAGGCCGUGCCGCUAAGCCUCCCUCCGCUAAUAAGAGCUGACCCCCCACCUUACUCCCUUGCACCAGACUGUCCAAGUUUCACCUGGGCACUGAAUGGACUUCAAACUUUGAGGGUAUCCAAGGAAGAAAAAAAACGGAUGACAUUUGUUCCGCCGAUGAGCUUUAUUGUUGUCAGACUGGAUGAAAAGUGACUGGAGCAUCUGCGAAACAUCUUCUUUUUCCUCACAUCAUCAAAGAGUCUCCUCCAUGAUCAGCGUUGACGUGUCCCGCUGAGCUUAUCCGGUCCCGUUUGCGAGCGCCUGCCAGCCGAGGCUUUGCACCUCAUAUAGAGAAACCGAAAGCAACGCGAGCUAGUGAAAAUGGCACCAGCCGUCGGCGGUCCAGUCGGCUACACCCCCCCGGAGGGCGGCUGGGGAUGGAUGGUGGUGAUUGGGGCCUUCAUCUCUAUUGGCUUCUCUUACGCCUUCCCCAAGUCCAUCACGGUCUUCUUCAAGGAAAUUGAAGCAAUCUUCGACGUGACCAGCAGCCAGGUCUCCUGGAUCUCCUCCAUCAUGUUAGCGGUCACGUACGGAGGAGGUCCUAUCAGCAGCGUCCUGGUGAAUAAAUAUGGAAGUCGUCGUGUUAUGAUGCUGGGAGGAUGUCUUUCCGGAUUGGGCCUUGUAGCUGCUUCUUUCUGCAAUUCCGUCCAAGCACUAUAUUUCUGCAUUGGUGUAGUGGGAGGAUUGGGAUUGUCCUUCAACCUAAACCCCGCCCUCACUAUGAUCGGGAAAUACUUCUACAAGAGGCGGCCCAUUGCCAACGGCAUCGCCAUGGCCGGUAGUCCAGUCUUCCUUUCCACGCUAGCGCCUCUCAAUACAUGGUUCUAUGACCGCUUUGGCUGGAGAGGAAGCUUCCUCAUCCUGGGUGGCCUGCUGUUAAACUGCUGCGUUGCCGGUUCCCUCAUGCGACCCAUCGGACCCAAGCCCAAACCUGUGGCCAAGACGACGGAGCGGAGGACCUGCUCCCAAAUCAUGAACAGCUUCCUCGACCUGUCUUUGUUCAAGCACCGUGGCUUCUUGCUUUACAUUUCAGGCAAUAUUGUCAUGUUCUUUGGCCUGUUCGCUCCCUUGGUGUUCCUGAGCAAUUUUGCCAAGAGCAAAGACAUCCCGAAAGAGAAAGCAGCUUUCCUGCUGUCUGUGCUGGCGUUUGUCGACAUGGUCGCCCGGCCCUCCAUGGGCCUCGUGGCCAACACCAAAUGGGUUCGGCCCAGGAUCCAGUACUUUUUUGCCGCCUCUGUGCUGUACAAUGGCGUGUGUCACGUCUUCGCCCCCAUGUCGGUCGACUACAAAGGCUUUGUGAUUUACUCCAUGUUCUUCGGCUUUGCUUUCGGUUGGCUCAGCUCCGUAUUGUUCGAGACCCUGAUGGACCUGGUGGGGGCACAACGUUUCUCCAGUGCCGUUGGCCUGGUCACUAUCAUCGAAUGUGGCCCCGUGUUGCUGGGGCCGCCUUUGCUAGGGAAGUUCAAGGACAUCUAUCACGACUACAAGUACACGUACCAGGGUUGCGGAAUCCUCCUCAUCGUCUCUAGUUUCUUCCUUUUCAUGGGCAUGGGUCUCAACUAUCGGCUGCUGAGGAAAGAGAGGAAAGAGGAGGAGCGCAUGGCCAGAGUGGGAGAUCAUAAAUCCUACAGGGACAAUGCAGCCAAGGUGGUAGAGGCCAGGAACACAGACAGUGCCUAAGUUGUUUCAUUUGAAGUCCAUUUGUUUCUUGCAAGCCAUAGAGAUAAAUCUGAAAACAUCUGCCUUAUUCAGGACAAAUCUCUGGUUAGCGUACACUUUAUUAUGACCACAAAAAACACUUAUAUUGUACUGUCACAUGCACUUAACUGGAAAAUAUUUCUACAUAUUGGUAUAUAUACUUUUUAUCAUUUUUACAACAGGGGCUGUUAUUGUGUCUGGGUGCAGUGACCACUUGAAUUCACUUUAUGAAUACGUUCAACACCUGUAACUCCCAGCAUUAUACUACACAGUAUGCUAUUUUCUUGUCUGAAAUUCAAUAAAUGAAUAAAUGUAGUGGAUACUUAUAUCACUACGUUUAGGACACGAUGUUGCUUUAACAUUGUUAUUCUUUAUGGAAAAUGUUUUGAAAUGAGCCCAUGGAGACCUUGCAUCUUGUACAGUGUUUUCUCAAGUCAUAUACAGUGUUGCAUUCACUACUCACAACUACAGGGGAGCUUUGCUCAUUGUUUAUUUUUGCUUCACACAAAUAAAUUGAAAAACACUA
This is a messenger RNA of Syngnathus acus (greater pipefish), 2284 nucleotides long. RefSeq names its product solute carrier family 16 member 1a (gene slc16a1a). Gene Ontology annotation, cellular component: membrane. The transcript is spliced from 5 exons. Bases 382 to 1740 code for a protein of 452 amino acids. Gene Ontology annotation, biological process: transmembrane transport; monocarboxylic acid transport. Gene Ontology annotation, molecular function: monocarboxylic acid transmembrane transporter activity. Lineage: Eukaryota; Metazoa; Chordata; Actinopteri; Syngnathiformes; Syngnathidae. The record is from RefSeq and is a predicted model, not a curated record.